CAAAAUAGGAUCUGCUCGCGACAGUGCAGCACGAGCUAAAUUGAGGUCCGUGUGUGUGUUGUUUUUUUUUUUUGAAGAGGAGCGUUCAGAGAGAGAGGACACUGUCGAGUGAACAGCACGGGUCAUUCAUGGAAAUAGGAUGAGAGAUACCAUGUCACACAAGCAAGCUGAAAUCUACACAUAUGACUUCUGUGACGGUGACCAUCCAGUGGAGCUCCUGGAUGCUCUCAGGCAUUUCUACAUUAGUGGCCUGUUUACUGAUGUUACUCUGCAGUGUGGCGAGUCCGGGCAGGUGUUUCACUGCCACAAAGCACUGCUGUCCGCCCGCAGCUCCUAUUUCAAAGUUAUGUUCACAGCUGACAUGAGGGAGAGGUCGAACAGCGUCAUCAAGCUCACCGGGGUGGACUGCAGCGUCCUGGCUGCUUUGGUGAACUAUGUGUACACAGCUCAGGUGUGCAUCACUGAGAGCAACGUGCAGAGUCUGCUGGAGGCUGCAGACCUCCUGCAGUUCAUUUCUGUCAAACAAGCAUGCGAGGAGUUUCUCAUUCGCCUCCUGGAUGUGGACAACUGUUUGGGGAUGCACGCUUUUGCACAGCUGCACCUGUGUCCCGGCCUGGAGAGGGAGGCCCGCAGGAUGAUGCUGAGCAGGUUCUCAGAGGUCAUUCAGCAGGAUGAGUUCCUCGAGCUGGAUCGUGAGAGGAUGGGAUCCGUUUUGGCUGCUCAGAACCUCACCGUGCAGAGGGAUGAUGUGCUGAUUGAUGCUGUGGCCAAAUGGGUGACCCAUGACUUGGAUAACCGUGUGCAAUGUGCUGCAGAGUUGCUGCACUCCAUCCAUGCGGACCUGGAUGAGAUUUACUUCAAAGCUACUUUAGAGAUGCACAGACAUUGUUUGCUGAAAAGUGAAGGGAAGUUUAAAUCUAUGAUCGUUCAGGCUUUAAGAUCCAAUGGCAAAGUGAUGUCUGCAAGCAGAAAAAUGUCCUCCAGCAUGUAUAUCAUCGGCGGUUACUACUGGCACCCUCUAUGUGAAGUUCACAUAUGGGAUCCUAUCAGCAACACCUGGGUGCAAGGAAAAGACAUGCCUGACCCUGCAAGAGAGAGCUACAGCGUCAGUUUACUGGGAGCAAAUAUCUAUGUGACUGGUGGUUACAGAACAAACACUGUUGAGGCGCUGGACACAGUUUCGGUUUAUAACUGUGACUAUGAUGAAUGGACCGAGGGUUGCCCCAUGAUCACAGCCAGAUACUACCACUGCUCUGUGGCUCUGCACGGCUGCAUUUAUGCUAUUGGAGGAUACAGAGGAGGAGCUCCCGAGCAAGAGACAGAAUGUUAUGAUCCUUUGAAAAAGAAAUGGCUCCCUUUGGCCAAAAUGAUCCAAGGUGUGGGAAAUGCCACUGCGUGUGUCAUGGGAGAUAAAAUCUAUGUGACUGGAGGUCAUUAUGGAUACAGAGGAAACUGCACCUAUGACAAAAUUCAAGUCUACAGGACAGAUGUCAACGAGUGGAGUAUUACUACAAUAAGUCCCCAUCCAGAGUACGGGCUGUGCUCGGUGUCUCUCGACAACAAGCUGUAUUUGGUGGGAGGACAGACGGCCAUCGCAGAUUGCUACGACAUGGAGAGAGACGAAUGGAGACCAAUAUCAGUGAUGAAGGAGAGGAGGAUGGAGUGUGGGGCGGUGGUCAUUAAUGGAUGUAUUUAUGUAACAGGAGGAUAUUCCUACUCAAAGGGGACUUAUCUGCAGAGCAUUGAGAAAUACGACCCUGAGUUGGACUCUUGGGAGAUUGUGGGGAGCCUUCCAAGCCCAGCCAGGUCACAUGGAAGUGUUUGUGUCUACAGUGUUUAGUGUCAAAACCUAAUCACAUCAUUUUGUGCCAAAUAGAUCAAAUAUUCUGUCUGCAAAUGUCUGGAACACUAUCACACAACAUGUUGAGAUGGCUCUGUAUUUAGAGAGCUACACAUUUGCCAAAUUGUCAAUAUAAUAACAAAUAUUUCACUUAAAACUCAGGGGCUUCACAACUUUACCUUUGAGCAUCUGUUUUUAUUUUAUUUUGAAAGGAAAGACUGAAGAGAGAAUUAAAAUUAUUAUAACUGAGUAUUAUUCAAAGUCACUUUACUGAAACACAGAAUCAACCUCAGACUAUUGAUGCAAUAGCAAAAUAACUGUUUUUAUUACAACUGUACCAUUACUUGAUUAAAUAAAUAACUACC
Molecule: messenger RNA, 2205 nt
Organism: Centropristis striata (black sea bass)
Lineage: Eukaryota; Metazoa; Chordata; Actinopteri; Perciformes; Serranidae
Gene: klhl23
Product: kelch-like family member 23
Exons: 4
Coding region: 140-1840 (566 amino acids)
Molecular function (GO): protein binding
Source: RefSeq, a predicted model, not a curated record